This is a messenger RNA of Doryrhamphus excisus (bluestripe pipefish), 3709 nucleotides long. RefSeq names its product protein phosphatase 4, regulatory subunit 4 (gene ppp4r4). Gene Ontology annotation, molecular function: protein binding; protein phosphatase regulator activity. The record is from RefSeq and is a predicted model, not a curated record. Lineage: Eukaryota; Metazoa; Chordata; Actinopteri; Syngnathiformes; Syngnathidae. Gene Ontology annotation, cellular component: cytosol; protein serine/threonine phosphatase complex.
GCCCCCGGUUGCUCCAGGGAUGGUCGACACUCAGAGCCGCUCAGACCAGUUCACACACGAAGUCGCUGGUCUCCGGUCGGAAGCAUGACGGCCUGCCAGUCCGGACUCGUGAGCAGACCGCUGGAGGACAUACACGUGCAGGAGCUCGCGCUCAUCGAGAGACCAAACCGCCGAAGUGUGAAGACCGCAGAGGAAAUCAGUCAGCUGACGGUGGAUGAAGACCUCAAUGAUAUCGACAGAGCCGUCUACCUGCUCAGUGCGGGUCAGGAGGUACAGAGAGCGAGCGUCAUCGCUAACCUGCCAAGUCUGAUCCGUCAGAAUCCAGCAGAGACGUUCCAUUGGGUUGUACCAAAGGUUCGGGAGGUCCUCAGUGGAGCCGGAGCUGAAAUCCAACUGGCAGCUGCGGUGUCAUUUCUGACCGUCCUGCAGGACGACACCGUCCUGAUCCACACCCACACCUACUCGAUCCUGAAGACAGUCCUGCUCCACCUAAACCACCGAGAUGCAGUGGUGAGCAACGCCUGGCUGGAGACUCUGUUGUGUGCCAUUGAUGUUCUACCAAAAGAGACAAUCAAACAGGAGGUGCUGAGACCUCUCGUCUUCCAACCUCUACCUUCUCAUUCUCUUCACGCUCGUCUGGCCCACUGUCGCAUUUUGGGCAAAGUCUGCUGUAAACUGGAGACUCACAUAGUGAAGAAAGAGCUUAUGCCAUUGGCUCGUUCUUUGUGUCAGGAUCCGGAAUUUGAGGUUCGAGCAUGCAUGUGCCGCCAGUUGGAGAGCAUCGCCAUGGCGUCGGGUGUGGACGAGACCAGCAGGGAGCUUCUGCCUGACUUGGUUGACUUGGCGAGAGAUGAGCACAGCAGCGUGCGUCUCGCAGCGUUGGACGCCAUCAUCAACCUGAUGGAGAAGAUCGACAGUGAGAACAGACUCCGCGUUGUGGUUCCCUUGGUGAUGUCGGUAUUCCAGGCAGGUGACGGCAUCUUGGCAUCCUUGUCGUUCCAUUUUGGGAAAAUCUGCAGUCAACUUGCAGGUUGUCUGUCGGAUGAGCAGAAAGUCCACUUAUUGGAGACGUUCAUGUCACUCUGUGUUGUUGGCGUCAACAGUGAAAAAACAGAAAACGUUGACGACCAGACAACCCUGAUUCGGUGCAACUGCUGCUACAACCUACCGACCAUGUUGGCAUUUGCCGAGUCCACCCACUUCCUGUCCGACUUGUACCUGUCGUUUUCAAGUCUUUGUUGUGAUCCCGAAGUCAGCGUCCGGAGAAGCGCAGCCGCCAGUUUUCAUCAGGUGGUGAAGCUGCUUCAUUCAAAUGUUCCUCUGGUCCACAAAGAGCUUAUGAUUCUGUUGAAGGACGACGCUCUGGAGGUGUUGGAUGCUCUGAUGAAUCACUUGGAAGAAACUCUGGAGGUGGUUCUGUUCAGAGGAGAGAAAUUGACGCAAGACAAAAAGGGUUCCUUCCAGUCUUCUGAACUGCUGUCGGCUCUGCUGUCGGCUGAGGAAAAGGUUGGAGGUUCUCUGCGCUGGAGGCUGCAUGAGAAGCUGCUGCAGCGUUACGGCAUUCUUGCUAAACUUCUCCCCGGCGAGCCGCUGCACCAGAGUCUGUCUCCUCGCAUCUUUGCCAUCCUCACUAGCAAUAAGGUGUUGCCGGUGCAGAGAGAGGCUGCUCGGAUGUUCUGCACAUUCCUUCGCUAUAACCGUAAACAGGAACACCGCCGCAAGAUGAUGGAGUGGCUGAUCCAAGCUCUGGCUCAGGGGCGGAGUUACUGGAAUCGUCUACGGUUUCUUGAUGUCUGUGAAAAGGCCAAUGAGAUUUUUUCUAGGAAGUACUUCAACCGACACUUCCUUAUCCCAGCACUGGAACUGGUCCACGAUCCUGUGGCCAACGUCAGGUACAAACUCUGCCAGAUGCUGCCCAGGUUGCGGGCAUCGCUACGCCUGCCGGCUGACAAGCAUCUGUUUUUGCAGCUGGACUUCUGCGUCCAGAAGCUCCUCUGCACAGAGAAGGACAAAGACGUGGUCAUGGCCGUUCACAAGGUUGUGUUGGACCUGGACAAAAUGGACCUCACGGAACCGUUUCAGAGGAGGAAGGACAAUGAUGUGUUGGACCAGAAGAAAGAGACAGAAGAGACUCUGCUGCUGGAGAUGGAGCAACUGGAGCACCAGCAGAGCGAAGCAAAAUCUAACUCGGUCAAACAGUCAGAGAGGCGACGAAGCGACCGAAAUCCCAGUCUGUCUACGACCAAGUCCAAGUCACUGUCCUUGUCCAUGUCCUCAUCUGGCAAGGAAACGAGUCAAGUCAAACUGUCCCGGAGUCGUUCUCUCAGCAGUCAACCGUCCGUCUGCAAACCUGACGCAUCGCAACAAACUCUGAACAGGAAAGACUUAAGUGGUUCUUCCGGGAGUCGGAAUUCCUCCAUGUUACACAGCAAAGAUGAUUUCUCAAGAACCACCCACUUCGAGUCUCCACCCACCUCGUAUAGACCGGUGCUGAUCUGCAGCAACUCUGACAUGUCUGCUUCAGAAGGCCAAACCACGACCACCUUAGACCAGAGAGAUGACAAGACCAUUAACAAGGACCACUGGAAUUACAGGACGGAUAAGAGAACCAGUAAUGUAGACCGUGGUAACAGUCCCAUUGAACCCAGAACUAUUACCGUGGUCCAAAGAAUAAACGCCGUGGACAGACGGACAAAUACCUUAGGCCAAAGAAAACCCAGGACCAGUGCUUUGGACCACAGAGACGACAGCAGCACCAGGAUAGACCCUGGAGAUCACAGGAACAGCUUCUUGUACCAACGCAGUAAAUCCAUAGACCAGCACAGCACUGCGCUGGAGGUCAGCAAAUCCAGGAAGUUGUUGAUGAAGUCCAACUCUUUCAACGUGCAAUCGGGAGGCCGAUGACAGGACUGACAUCAGCCUCAUCCAAUCAGGAGUCAGGGAAAAGGGGGUGUGUUCAUCUCCACUUUGAUUGCUUGGAUGAAAACAUCUUUUGAUUGGUCAGGUAAAAGCAAACAUCUCAGUGUUUUCAGUGCUGGUCGGGUUCGAGUGCCAAUUGUUGUACGCGUACAAUUUUGACUUUUAUUUAUCGUCCGGAGAACAAUUGGGUUAUUCUGUGAUAUUCUGUGACAAACUAUCGUGCUGCUAUUGUGUUCAAAGAAUAUUUUUAUGAUUUUAUCAUGCCGCACGGCUGGCCCACUUUGUUGGACGUCCAGAUAUAUUUGUUGAAUUGUGUAAAGGAAAACACACCAACUACCUAAAAUGCUUGCUGUUGUCUUUCAAGCUUGAGGGAACUUCACUCACGCGAGAUUUGACACAAUUUUAUUAAAGUGCAAUGACUUGACACCGGUACGUCCUUCUUUGAUAUUGAUAUAUUGAUAUUACUGUUACGUUCACUUACAUGAGCAUGGUCAGCGUUGGACUGCCGUUAACGUCCAAAGGGAUCUGGGGACAAACGUCACGCUCAACAAGCACAAUAUUCAAACAGUUACAACGGGUCAAAGGUCAACUCAUGCAAAGGGGUUGAUUAUGGUGUGUUCCUAAUAAAGUGGUCACUACGGAUGUUAGCCAACUUACAAGCUGGUUACACUCAACACAUGUAGAUAUGGUAAUAUGGUAAUAUGGUAAUACGUUACAUAUACGGUACAUUUCCCCUCCAAAUGCAUCUGAUAUACAGUAUGUGGAAAAGUCUAUUAGUAUGAUAUCUGUU